AUGUUCUUACGUCCUGUUAGAGGCGUCAAAUGGCAAUUGGCGACCUCGAGAGUGCGGUACUCUGUAAACCCAGCUAGAAUUCUGAGUACAGGUCAUUCUUUGAAUAAGCAAUCGAACGAUCAAAAUGCUGGAGAGGAGAAGAGUAAAGAGAAUGAGAAAGGUACCCUUUGGGAGGCAUUACAACCAAAAAUUUCGGUCUUGAAGGAUAGGGCAGAACAGGUACGAGGUAACGUGCGGUCCUCGAGGAAACAGAUAUCGGAUAACCUGGGAAUAAUGAAGAAAUCGAUACAAAAGGCAAACUUCAAGAUUGCAGAACAAGAUCGGGAAAGGCAGGAUUCUAAACUAAAUUACGAUAUUGAUGCCAAGACAAAUUCCAAGAUUGAAGGAUUGCCCAGUGACAGGGAAUCGCAUCGGAACCGUCUUUCCCGAAAGCUGACCCUCUAUAUGGACUCUUUACAGGAGACGAUCUUCACCGCAACGAAAGUGUUAAACGAUGUGACAGGUUACUCCUCCAUUCAACAAUUGAGAGAGAGUAUUGUUACAAUGGAGCGUCAGCUAGAAGAGGUGAAACUGGAGGUCAAGAAGUGUAAAACCGAGUACAAUGACGCAAUUCAAACGCGGAUCCAAUCGCAAAGGGAGGUUAAUAAUCUACUCCAGAGGAAGAGCAGCUGGUCCACGGAGGAUCUCGAAAGAUUUACACAACUGUAUAAAGAUGAUACAAUUAACUCACGGCGUGUGGAAGACCUGAAAGUGAAGUUGGCACACGUGGAGAGUCGGGAGGAUCAAUUGCACGAUGACUUAUACAGGGCCAUCUUAACCAGGUAUCACGAAGAACAGAUAUGGUCCGAUAAGAUAAGGAGAACAUCCACGUGGGGGACAUUCACGCUGAUGGGGAUUAACAUUUGCUUGUUUUUAAUACUGCAACUGCUAUUGGAACCUUGGAAAAGGAGGAGGCUGACAAGAUCUUUCGAGGACAAAUUCAAAGCAGCUUUGGAAGCGCACUCUGUUGAGCAAUCUGCUAAGUUUGAGAACUUGGCUACCAAAAUUGACAACACUGGAGGAGAACCCGUGAAUAUUGAAGAAAUUGGUGACCAAAAGACUGAACUCAGUUCAGAGGAAACCAUUCAAGCGAAUGAACAAGAAUACGCCACAGACAUGCUAGCUGCUCCCUCUAAGAACACGAAACUGGCACCACUGCACGAUUUUGCGACUGUUCUGCUGACUCUCUUCCACAAAAUCAAACAAUUUUACAGCUUUUCCCCAAAACAUUCCGUAGAGUUAUCCACGACAGAAUUUUAUCUGUUUUCAACAACACUGAUGAUACUGACAUCUUUGGUGACCCUGGCUGCCCUGUGA
Messenger RNA from Huiozyma naganishii CBS 8797, 1356 nucleotides. It is a transcript of the gene SHE9, whose product is annotated as She9p. The transcript has a single exon. Gene Ontology annotation, cellular component: mitochondrial inner membrane. Gene Ontology annotation, biological process: inner mitochondrial membrane organization. Bases 1 to 1356 code for a protein of 451 amino acids. NCBI's taxonomy places the organism in Eukaryota, Fungi, Ascomycota, Saccharomycetes, Saccharomycetales, Saccharomycetaceae. The record is from RefSeq and is a predicted model, not a curated record.